CGUUCGAGAGUUAAUAUUUUAAUUGAUAUUAAAUUAUUUAUAAUUAGUUGAUUUAACCUAGGGUCCCUAGAACGACGCACUUCCGGUGUGCGCAGUGAGUGUGCGCAGUGCAGUGCAAGAAAAAAAUUUCAUGCUGCAGAACGCAGAUAUCGGCAACGAAUAUUUCCAUCUAAAAUGGAUGAAAAUACAGACUACAGACCCGGGAAUAGUCGUUUUUCAUAAACUUUUCAAAUUCAAUUUCAAUAUUUUUACGCAGUUCCUGACUCGAUCUGACUAAGAAUGCAGCAAGUGCAUUUGCGUGUAAGACAUCUGCGUCCCAGCGUGCUCGCCGCAAUUUUAGCUCCCCACGCCAGGAAAGCCGAGUGGUACCGAAUUAAUCAUCAUGCCUUUCGUUGCGAAUAUUCUCCGAGCUACGCUGGCAAUUCAUGAGUUGCCUAAAGACUAUACAGGUCUUUUUUUAGGAUGUAGCAACACCGAUUGCCCUUCCAACAAAGCUCUCUUGAAUGAGUGUUGUGACAAUCCGUGCGUUGUAAAAAUUCAUGCAUUGGACAACUCGAAUUCUCGACUCGAUUUACAAUCAUGUGCUUCUGAUCCACCUGGAUACAUCGGUGAUAUCGAUUCUGGCUGUACACCAGGUGUGAGAAGAAGCUUGUUACUGCUGAGGUUUGUGGACAACACAUUCAAUGGUAGUUAUACAAUGACGAUAGGUGUUGACAUCAAAAUAAGCACUACAGAGAUUGACGGACAGGAUGGGAUCCUGCUGAAAAAUGCUUUAACCACAAACGACAUGAACAUGAGCUCGAUGUCAAUAAAUUGAGGCAAACGUUGGAGGAAGUGCUAAAUCAACUCAAACGAAAAG
Molecule: messenger RNA, 859 nt
Organism: Venturia canescens
Lineage: Eukaryota; Metazoa; Arthropoda; Insecta; Hymenoptera; Ichneumonidae
Exons: 2
Coding region: 383-817 (144 amino acids)
Molecular function (GO): GTPase activity; GTP binding
Source: RefSeq, a predicted model, not a curated record